Messenger RNA from Cokeromyces recurvatus, 378 nucleotides. RefSeq lists its product as uncharacterized. The record is from RefSeq and is a predicted model, not a curated record. The transcript is spliced from 3 exons. NCBI's taxonomy places the organism in Eukaryota, Fungi, Mucoromycota, Mucoromycetes, Mucorales, Mucoraceae. The coding region runs from base 1 to 378 and encodes 125 amino acids.
AUGAAGUUUUUAUAUACACUAUUAUCAAUUUUCUGCUGCUUAACGAGUUUAGUUUUAUGUCAAUCACUAUACAUAACUUAUCCUAAACCAGGAAGUGUUUUCAGCGCAGGUGAUAAUGUAUUAAUUGAAUGGCAAAAUGAAUUAAAAAGUGAGGUCCAACCUCCAUACGUUACAAUUGCACUCAGUUAUGGAAGUCGAGAUAAUUUGACGAUUUGUAAUGUUAUAGCUAAGAAAGUUUCCUUAGGCUUAGGAUUCCACCAAUGGAAAAUACCAUGUAACAUCCCUCCUCGAAAGGAUUAUGUAAUUGAAGUUGGUACUGAUUUAGAUAAUGUUGCAUUUGAUGGCUAUAUUACCAUUAAAAAUAGAAAAUCGCAUUAA